Molecule: messenger RNA, 1707 nt
Organism: Megalopta genalis
Lineage: Eukaryota; Metazoa; Arthropoda; Insecta; Hymenoptera; Halictidae
Product: sodium channel protein Nach
Biological process (GO): sodium ion transmembrane transport
Cellular component (GO): plasma membrane
Molecular function (GO): ligand-gated sodium channel activity
Source: RefSeq, a predicted model, not a curated record
UAUAAUGUAAUAUUUAUGAUGAUUUAUUGUGUUAUCCAAGCCGACGGAUUAGUUGCACGCGUAAUGCACACAAUGCAUAUCACUGCACUGGACAUGCAACCCUAGAAAGUAUAUUGAUUUAGAUUUCAAUAUUAUUACGGGAAAUCUGAUUCAUGAAAUAGUCGAUUUCUGUAAAUCACGUCGUUGAGGUGUCUCUAAGAUGAAGUAUAAUUACAAACCUACCGCUAAGGACUAUCUUAGAAGUCUAAGACGUCGAAUAAAAGAAUCUCUCUUGGAGAAUAGUUUACACGGUGUAAAAUAUGUCAUGGAUAUUAAACGACCUAAAUGGGAAAGAAUAUCGUGGUUUAUUUUAAUAAUGUUAUCAUUCGUGGCUAUUGCUGUUACAAUCUUCGUAGUUUGGAUGAAAUUUCAAACAGAACCAACCAUAACGGGAUUGGAUUUGGAAACAGAUAUCAAAAUAAAUUUUCCCAAAAUAUUCAUCUGCUUCGAUUGGCAUCAACUAAACUAUACGCACAUACAGCAGAAUGAGAGACACGUGUACGAACAAGUAUACAAUUGGACCUGGGAAGACUACAUUGAUGAAUACGAACCAGUUUAUGAAAAAAAAGUUUUUCUCAAUGUCUUUCGUAGGAUGGCUCCUAAAUGUGGUAAUGUGAUCUUCAACUGUAAAUACAAAGGAGUUAAGCAAUCAUGCUAUAGUUUGUUUAGCAACAUUGUUGUUGCUGUGGGUGUAUGUUGCAAAUUAAAUACUGUGGAGCCUCUCGCAUAUUCGGAUGCAAACAGGGAUCUUGAAUUUGAAACAACAAGUUCAUACUAUCCUUGGAGGCUUUACUUCCAAUCAAAUACUGACAUAAGCCCAAAACGAGAAGAAAGGCCAUUAGUAAAAGCUUAUUUUCCAAUCACUCUUGAGUUUCAUAUUGAUCUAACGUUUACUACACCUGACAUUCGUUAUCUAACUCUUCGACAACGUAACUGUACUUACAAACAAAAAGGUGAUAGUUUAGACAAUUGUAUGAUGUAUCAUGUCAAAGAUCAGUUGUUGUCCCGUUGUAAUUGCGUGCCAUGGUUCUUAGCAUUCAUGGAGGAGAGAAGGAUAUGCCCGCUUUCAAAGUACCACUGUUUAAGCAAUUUUACUGUAAACCCGAACGACAUGAAUUGCUGGCUACUUUGCGACCAUACGUCGUAUGCUGUGGAUGCAAUCUUAAAAUCGAGUACGAAUACUAAUCGAAUUGUGUUAAAAUUCUGGCCACGCACUUUCAUGAAAGUAGAAAUGCGAUUCGGUUAUUUGGAUUUGUUAGUAUCAUUUGGCGGCAUUGCGAGUCUAUUUCUGGGAUAUUCUUUGUUGGCAUCUGUUGAAAUAGGAUAUUACGCUACUCUGAGAAGUUAUUGUGGGGCUGUGAUUCAUAUUUCUCGGCAACAAUAUAAUAUUACAACUAUUCACGUGACACAGAAAGUACCAAACAAAUUAAUACUUCGGCAACAAUAUCAUGAAUAUAUCGAAUAGUUGGCACAAUUCAAUAAACUUUAAUUUUCUGCAUAGGCUUUCUUUAUAGGUGUUUGAUUACUUAAUAUGUGAUUGCUUGUAACUAUAUGUAUUUCAUUCAAUUCAUUGUCAACUUAUUAUCUGUAUAGAAAGAUCAUAUUUUUUCAAAUAUGCAGAUAUGUGUCAAUAAAACUUGUUGUCAAGCGAAUAUUAUUUCCAUUUAA